AAGAUAAAUGAUAACAAUGACAACUGUCAGCUGUCAAUUAUAAUUGUAUAAAUAUUUACUUUUUUAAAACCAUUCUCAAUAUUUAACAAGUUAAAUGAAAGUACUAAAAGUGGUAGUAUUAUUUUAUUAUGAAUUGGAACAAAUUACUCUGCAAUCGGAAUGAACUACAACUACGCGGCACUCUAAAUGGCGGUCAAAGUUUCAGAUGGACCCAUAAUAAAGACAAGGAUGAAUGGACGGGUAUAUUUAGUAAAACCGUAUGGAAAUUAAAACAAAGUGAAGACUUUUUACAAUAUCAAAUUAUAGGUUCAUUAAAAAACCCUCCGGAAAGUAUAAAAAGCAAAACGCGUAAAGACGCGAAUGAACCCAAUUUUGAGGUUAUGUUGAAAAAGUAUUUUCGUCUAGAACUACCAUUAACAAAAUACUAUGAGGAAUGGUCAGAAAAGGAUACAUUAUUCAAGACAGCUUGUAAACAGUUUUAUGGUAUCAGAAUGCUUGCACAGGAGCCAGUUGAGAAUCUUUUUUCUUUUAUUUGCAGUCAAAAUAAUCAUAUUUCAAGAAUAUCAAGUAUGGUAGAAAAGUUAUGUACUUUUUAUGGUGAAGAAAUAUGUGAAUAUGAAGGAGUAAAAUAUUAUUCAUUCCCCGAUGUCAACAAGUUGUCUGGGUCACAGGUGGAACAAAAGUUAUGUGACCUAGGUUUUGGCUAUCGGGCGAAAUUUAUACAAAAGUCAGCUGCACAAAUUGUUGAAUGGGGCGGCGAGGAAUGGUUUGACACCUUGCAGAACAUGAAAUAUAAAGAUGCCAGACAAGAACUUAUGAAACUGUGCGGCAUAGGUCCUAAGGUAGCUGAUUGCAUAUGUUUGAUGUCACUAAACCAUCUGGAAGCAUUACCAGUAGAUACUCACGUGUAUCAGAUAGCCGCACAUAAUUACUUACCGCAUCUGAGGGGAAAGAAAAAUGUUACCGAUAAAAUGUAUGCAGAAAUUGGUGAUCAUUUUAGACAACUUUACGGUGACAUGGCCGGUUGGGCUCAUACGGUAUUAUUUUGUGCCGAUUUGAAAAAGUUUCAAACUGAUACAUCUGAUAUAGAAAACAGUAAACCAAAGAGGAAAAGGAAAAAAUAA
Molecule: messenger RNA, 1124 nt
Organism: Papilio machaon (common yellow swallowtail)
Lineage: Eukaryota; Metazoa; Arthropoda; Insecta; Lepidoptera; Papilionidae
Gene: Ogg1
Product: N-glycosylase/DNA lyase
Exons: 6
Coding region: 129-1124 (331 amino acids)
Biological process (GO): base-excision repair, AP site formation; base-excision repair; nucleotide-excision repair
Cellular component (GO): nucleus
Molecular function (GO): 8-oxo-7,8-dihydroguanine DNA N-glycosylase activity; damaged DNA binding
Source: RefSeq, a predicted model, not a curated record